UCUCUGGAUCUGUCCUGUUCUUAUAAAAUACAUUUCACGUUCCUUUAUGUUUCCACCUCUUCGUCUUACUGCUACCAUCUCUGAUGUCUUCCUACUGUCACCUGGUCGUUGACGCAUCUCAGUCGAUCUGUGACCUUCUACUAGGAUUGUAAGUUUUCAUGGUUUCGUCGUACGUUCUAUUCACCUUCAUCGGAUUCGCGAUUUUAAUUGCUUUCUUUGUGAGUAAAAACCGAAAGUGACGAACUCAAGGAUAAUUAGAGUUUAUUUACAUGGAGUUUUAAAUGCUUGGGAAUUCUAGUUCUGAGAUCAGUGGAAAAUAUCCACCUUCAUUUUAUUAUUGGAUUCAGAUCUGUCAAAAACAAUGCAAUUUAAUCCAUGGAGACUAAUGGUCAUACUGACUUGUAUAAGUGGUGUAUUGCCCGAAUAUUUAAUGGGCGGUCAUAUGGAUAACAAUCCACCAAAGUCUUUGCUAGAAAAAACUGAAUCUUCUCCAAAUUUGGCAAGGACGGCACAGCUGGAUGAUCUUGACCUAGAUCUUAAUAUAGAAGAGAGCACCGUUGCUCUUUCGACGUCAGACGAUGAAGAAAUGCCGCGUUAUCACGUGCCAUAUCCUUUCGCCUUCAAUGGUGGCAAGCCAUUCUCACUCGAAAAGGAUCCUAUCACCGGUAAGAUUGAUUUUGAGAAGCCUGUCAAGGCUUUAAAUUAUACCAAUCAUUAUCAAGAAUUGAACGAAGACGAACAGAUCAAAGAUUUUUCAAAAGGAAACAGUUCUUAUUUAAUGAAAAAAAAAAGGAAAAACAAAGAAACUGAGGAUGUUAGUCCCAACGAAAUUAAUCCUUAUUCACCUAAUUUUCAUGAUUUUCUUAAUCUUCCUAUACAUUAUUCUUCUGGUAAAUAUGAUAAAGACAAGUAUCCGUUGAUAUCAAGUUCUUAUGCAAAUACAAAAGUUCAGAGUGGAUCGAAUAGUUAUAGUACUUAUAAUCAUAAACCCUAUCAUGGAGAAACUGUAUAUUAUUCUACCAAAAGACCAUAUAUAUCUAAAGCAACUUCGAUUACAACGAUGACUACAACAAUGACAACAACGACACUUAAACCUACGUCAUCGAUUAUACCUAAUACCAUUACUAUUUCUACAACUUCUAAAGCUACCAUAACUUCAACGCCAAAGACAAACUCCACUACUGCUACUACUACGACAACCACUUCUCCAUCUAUUACUUCAACUUCUAUGAAGUUACCUAUUGUAACGACUUGGAAACCUUCAAUUUCCACUCCUAAACGAUUUAUUGAUUAUUUAGAGGAUUAUGAUGAUAUUCUUCCUAUAGAGAAACUUCAAUCAUCUAUGUACAAUAAUAAUCAUCAAGGAUCAAAUAAUAUAAUGCAUCAUAAUCGAGAUUCUCAAACGAAACCUCCUAUAAAACACGAAGAAUACAUCAAUAAUUACGAAGAUUAUGAAAUUGGAGAAGAAGAGGAAGAAAUAAAAGAUUAUGUUUCAAUGAAAGAAACAACCAAUGAAGUUACAAAAACCAGUACAUUGCCUACUACAACAUCCAGUUCUAAUAUAACAACGAUCACUGAAAAAAAUCCAGAAAUCAUUCCCGUGACGACUACAAUAAUAAACACAUCAGUUCCAUCAUCCUCUGCAAUACAUUUAUUACCAAUAUCUCAAGAAAAUAUUUUACAAAGUAAUUCAUUACCAUUUCAAGUUCCUUCUCUACACCCAGUAACAUCCAUGCCUUUAGAUAAUGAACAUAUGUCAUUUGAAAAUGAUCGAAAACAUGGUAUUGCAGAUAAUAUUAUUGUGAAUCAGGGAUAUCAUCCAAAUACAAUUAUUAAUCAAAAACCAACCGGAGAAAUUCUUGUAGAGAGCACUAGUAACAUAUUGAUACCACCUGAUCAGGAUAUGGUAUCUUUUGUCCUUGGAAACAGACAAAAUGUUGAAGGUGAAUAUUAUUCCGUAGGUACUGCAAUUGGAGAGAAUCCUUAUAGUAGUUCCAGCAAAUUAGAUUCUUCUUUUCGACCUUUCUAUAAUGCAUUCAAUAAAAGCAAUUAUGAUUCACAAAUAGAUUUUCAAGAAAUAAUUGGUUCUUUAUCUGCAAUGGAGAAUAAUUACACCUAUGCUCAAUGGAGACAACCUAAUCCUACCGAAAUUCAAAAACUAGCUAAUGAAAUAGAACCUCCUAGAACACAAAAUUCAUUUAUAAAGGAUACUGUACUUUUAGAAGAGUCAGAAGAUAAAAAAAAUGAUAAAAAUGUUAAUCAUAUAAUCAUAUUUCCUAAGGAUGAAUCUAAACAAUCGAUCGAAGAUUAUAUCAUUGUUACAAAUGAAACUAAUGAAAUAAAAUCUUCUUCCACAACAUUAAAACCUGUAAGAGUGGAUCCUCUAAUUUCAAAUAAAGAAUACCUACCACAACUUUCAGAGAAUUUGACUCCACCGGCUGAACAACCAAAGUUGCCUUUACAAUUUUAUUAUCACUAUAAUUAUGGAGGUCUUGCAGUACGGCCUGAUCAUUUUAGACCUCAAAGAUUACCAUCUCGUGGAAAAUCACCAUCAUCAUCUCCUACUCUUCCUUCAGAACUCAUAGGAAUAAGAAGACGCCCUUAUUCUCCCGAUUCUACUUUACCAAAUAUUCUCCCACAAUUUCGUCCAAAUGCUAAGACAUCUCAUGGACAUCGUGGAUCAGAAAUCAUUGGAACAAUUCCAGCUGGUCAAACUUAUCCUACUAGAGUAAGACAACCUGUUCAAUCAUAUCCUUCAACUAGGAGACCUUUACUUCCAGCUCCAUUCUAUCUUCAGAGACUAAAUCCUCCUCCUCCUCCUCCUCCUCUUCCAAUUCAUGCUGUUAAGUUUGCUACAAAAAUUGAAAAUGCAAUGUCUUCUCGAGACACAGAUUCUACAAUUAAGAGGUUUCGUCUCCCAUCGGUAUCAGUUACUUCAAGAGGAGAAGAUAUUAAAUUAGCACAUCGAUUAACUAAUCAAAAAUUACGAUUGGAAGAAGAAGAACGGUCAGAACGUUAUUCGGAAGAACCACCUCAACUUCCGCCAAAGCCUCCUUUAUUUCCCAAGAGAAGAACAGCAGAUCCACCACAUGUAGCCACUCUUCAAAUGAUUCAACAACAUAAGGAAUUCGAAGAAGAUAUUACAGAAUCAAAUUUACCAAUGAGUAUACCAAAUACAGAUGAUGAAUCGGAUAGAAUAAUGAUUGAUCAAAAUGCAGAUGGAAGAAAACUUGAAAAUCAUGAAACAAUGGCUGAGUCACCAGUUUAUGUAGUUUAUCCUGUGAAUACUGCUGUAAAUAUUCAUCCUGAUGAUUCUAGAGAAAAAGACGAAAGUGUGGUAGUUGGAACGAGAGGUCCUCAUCGACCACUUCCUCCAGAAACAUUGCUUCAGGACAAUGAGAAUCAACAAGAAAUGAAUCAAGAAAUAAAACUUUCUAUUCAUAAUGUAUUUAAUAGACGUCCAGUUAUGUCAGAUUUUCCAUAUCCUUUAGAACGUCCUGAUCCUUCCAUUCUUAUUAAUGGAAUGAGAGAAACGCCAUUAUUAGUACCCAAUGAUCAGCGACAAAAAGAAAAUUCUGUACAAGAAAAUAUCGAAGAAAAAGAUGAAAAGGAUUCUAGCAUGAAUAUUAUUCCAUAUUUACAGGACUUUGUGCCUUUUCCACCGAAGAAAAAUGAUGUAAUUUCAGCUACUCUUCAUCGUCUGCCAGUCUUGCCUUCCUCUACGCCAAUUGCUUAUGUUUAUACUCCAACAAUGCAAUCUUCUCAUCGUUUAGAUGUAGAUAUACGAGAUGAAAAAAAUUCUGAAAUUGAUAAAAAUCAAAAACUUAUUCUGUUGCCAUCUCAGCAACCUUCUAGUUCUUCUAGUUCUGCACCAUCUCCACAAAAUUUUAUGCCACCAUUUGUAGCAAGUAUCAGUGCAGAAACACCUUCAAAAAAUGGUUGGAGCGUUGUUGCGAUGGAAUCUACUAUUAAUAGAAAAUCAGAUGAUAAUUCUUCUGAGGCUACGUUAGAAGAGAUACAGACAGAAAAAACGGAAUUUGAUGCCGAGAAUUUUAAACCACAAAUGUUUGGUGGCUUCAAACCAAUUUAUGAAUUCGCAACGCAAAAUGAGAAUCAUUCAGAACAUAAAGAAUCUAACGACUUGAAAACAGAAAUAAAUACAUAUGCCCACGAAUCUGUCAAUUCAACAGUUUGAUGACAAAAUAUAUUUGUCAUAUAGAAAAAUAUGCUAAUUAAAUGAGGAUAAAUUUCGAAUACACUAUUGCCUGAUAUUUUGAGCAAACCAAAACCGAAUUUUAUCAACUUGUAU
Apis florea (little honeybee) is the source of this 4309-nucleotide messenger RNA. RefSeq lists its product as uncharacterized. The record is from RefSeq and is a predicted model, not a curated record. Lineage: Eukaryota; Metazoa; Arthropoda; Insecta; Hymenoptera; Apidae.